Messenger RNA from Lonchura striata (white-rumped munia), 3028 nucleotides. RefSeq names its product peptidase inhibitor 15 (gene PI15). Lineage: Eukaryota; Metazoa; Chordata; Aves; Passeriformes; Estrildidae. Gene Ontology annotation, cellular component: extracellular region. The record is from RefSeq and is a predicted model, not a curated record.
CUGUAACAUAUAAAGGCUGUCAGCAGCAACUCUGGCCAGAAGCUUCACAAGCAGCACGGUUUUGUUCUUUGGGGGGUUGUAAUAAGAGACACUUCUUCACAAAGGUUCAUAUCAUCACAUAGGAGAGUGCUAUAUAUACUGGGAGAACAGUAGACUCUGUUCUUUUUUUCUUGGUAUUAUCCAGAGAUUUGCUUUCUGCUGCCCUGACUUAAAGCAAGUACCUCUGUGACCUGUCUCCUUUGGCCCCAAAAUGACAGUAAUUGCUGCAAUCAGUUGUUCCCUUUUAUUUUCUGUUCUCUGUGAAACAAGUGCAUUAGUGUUACCCAACUCCACUGACCUGUUCCUGUCAGACAAUAAUUUCACUGACAUCAAGACAGCUUUGGCAGCUCAUCUGGACUCUGCAAAAAUUCCCAAAGCCAGGCGGAAGCGCUACAUUUCUCAGAAUGAUAUGAUUGCCAUUCUUGAUUAUCAUAAUCAAGUCAGAGGCAAAGUAUUCCCACCUGCUUCCAACAUGGAAUAUAUGGUUUGGGAUGAAACUCUUGCCAAAUCUGCUGAGGCCUGGGCUGCUACAUGCAUUUGGGACCAUGGUCCUUCCUAUCUUCUGAGAUUUUUGGGCCAGAACCUGUCUGUAAGAACUGGAAGGUAUCGAUCUAUUCUCCAGCUGGUAAAGCCAUGGUAUGAUGAGGUGAAGGAUUAUGCUUUCCCUUAUCCUCAAGAUUGCAACCCUAGGUGCCCGAUGCGAUGUUAUGGACCCAUGUGCACCCAUUACACACAGAUGGUUUGGGCCACUUCCAAUCGUAUAGGCUGCGCAAUCCACACAUGCCACAAUAUGAACGUCUGGGGAUCUGUUUGGCGGCGAGCUGUUUACUUGGUGUGCAACUAUGCCCCAAAGGGGAAUUGGAUUGGAGAAGCACCAUACAAAGUUGGAGUCCCAUGUUCAGCUUGUCCUCCAAGCUAUGGAGGUUCUUGCAUCGACAAUCUUUGUUUCCCAGGAGUAACAUCAAACUACUUAUACUGGUUUAAAUAAGUUAAGGUUAACAUUAUUUUAAAGAAAACCCACAGAUGAGUAACAAGAAUCUUUUGUAUUGAAUUUUGCACAUAUUAUAUAUAGAGAGAUAUUGUAAUAAUACUCUGAUAUUUUCUUUUUGUAUGCUUUUGUAUAAUUAGCUUUCAAAGUACAGUAUAAUUUGGGAUUUAAGACUCACAUUAUCCCUUUUAGAUUAACAUUUUGUUAAAGGAGAACAAACCCAUUUUAAUCUUAGCAAGUAUAGCUUCCUGAAGAUUAGAUUAUAUUAAAAGCACAUCAGAAGAUAGAAUGUUACUUCCUUUUAAAAACAAUAGCUCUAGAAAGAGAGGGGUCAUUGUUUAAUACUGUGCUUUAAAAAUAGAGUGUGACAUGCAAAGGAACAAAUUGUCCUCACACUCCCAGUGGUUCCUCCUGUUUACACCUGUGCUUCCACCUGCAAUGUCAGCGGGACACUGAGCAGAGGAAAACAUAUGUGCAAGAGAAACUGCAGGAUAUUACCUACCUCAUGCACAGCAUCAAUUAAUUUAUGGUGUUUCAAGAGUUCAGCACAUGGCUGCUGCUAUCACAUGUCUGUGUGCAGACAGGAAUAUUGAAGAGGAUGAGGAAUCACACAGAUAAGAUGCAGUGGCUGUUAACCCACGUGCAUAAAGUCGUAUCUAGAUAGAAGGCUACAUCACUGUAAAAAUACUGGUAUAACAGCACAGCUUGAUUCUACCUUCCUGUAUUUCUGAACACAGUAUAGCUCUAUAAUGGUGCUUAGAAGGAGUAUAUUUAUUCUUUUACAGGAAGAAAUAUAUUGCUACAAAGCAAUAUCUGUCAAUACAUGACAUGCAUAAUGUUUUUUACACUAUAGGUUUACCAGUAUAUAUGUUGUCCCUCUGACUGAAAUUCAGUUGAGAAUCAGGAGGGAUCAGAUGUAAACACAGGUAGGAAGAUUUGUAAAUAAAAGACUUUAGGGAUCUUUAAAAAUUAUAUAGAUUUGUUGCAAAAAAUUCAAAUUUCUAAAGCAAUUGCCAGUGUCCAUUAAAAAUAUAUUGCACUGUUUCCUGAAAAUAUCUGUGUGCAUCAUUAAAAACCAAAUCUGCCAAAAACUUUCUGCCAAAACCUAGAUGUCCUAUGGGUAGCUAAUAGAAACAUUGAAACCAAAAUAUUAUACAGGUACUGUCCUUGAAAAACAGAUUAUUAAAAUGAAGAGAUCAAAUGUCUGCCACUGUUACUAGGUCGUUGAAAUAACCUUGAAUUUUGGCUUUACGUUACAGGGCAGAAUAUACUCCACUUUAAAUAUAGGUGUUUAAUCUGCAUGCCCUGCUACAUUUAGACCUCUGAAAUUUAUGAACUUUGAAAAGCAAUACUGAGUAGAGCAAGUGGAACAACAGAGGAUAAUUUCACUAGAGCCAUAUAUGUAUGUAUCUUUAAGUCACUAAUUCAGUUUUUUUAGGGUAUCUGAAGAACAGCCUGUAUAGUGUAUGGAAUGUAGCAGCCCCUCUCUGCACUCUGAUCCCUCAGAGAACAUCAGCAGCUGACCUAUGGCUCUUCAGAUAUAUCUGGUUAGUGACACUUCUGUAUCUGACAGGACAAGAACUAGACAGGCCUUUAGAUGUGUCUAUGUUGUAGAAGGAUAACUGUAAUAUUCUACUAACUUUUAUCCUAACAGGUACAUUAUAAACAUUUUUCCUUUUGUUUUCAAAGGAGUGUGGACUUGAACAGUACUCAAUCAGUCAAAUACUUUGACAGAGUAAAAGCCAGUCCUGUUUUGGGAGCAAAAGACAACCUCUUUGCAUUAUCUGAGUACACACUGAAGUAAAAGUGAGACAAAACUACUUAGUGGGUGACUAGCCCCUCAGCCAGCACAGUUUUUGUCAAUGAUGCAGGUGAAAAAUGCAUUUUUGUUCUGCAUAAGAAAUCUGCUAUAGAGGUUAAAGCAGUGCAUCUACCCAUUUUCAGUAUUUUUAUUUUUGAAAUACAAAUAGGAAGCAGAGCAUAAGAAAAAGUUCAGGUUAA